Manis javanica (Malayan pangolin) is the source of this 741-nucleotide messenger RNA. The record is from RefSeq and is a predicted model, not a curated record. Lineage: Eukaryota; Metazoa; Chordata; Mammalia; Pholidota; Manidae.
AAUGAAUUCUUGCUUGUUCUUACAUUGCAGUGAAUGAUUUAGGAGGGGUCCACAGGGGAAUUGGUCAAGGCUCUUCAGCUGCUGAUAAAGUUGUUGCAGAAAUAAGAAGAAAAGGCGGAAAAGCAGUAGCCAACUAUGACUCAGUGGAAGCAGGAGAGAAGAUUGGGAAGAGGGCGUGGAUGCUUCUGGGAGAACAGAUAUUGUGGUUAUACCACAAUGCUGGAUAUCAUCCAUAGAGUUCAUUUGCGGGGCUCGUUCCAAGUGACCCGGGCAGCUUGGGAUCACAUGAAGAAACAGAACUUUGGAAGGAUCAUUAUGGCUUCAUCGGCUUCAGGAAUAUAUGGCAACUUUGGCCCGGCAGAUUAUAGUGCUGCAAAACUGGGCCUUCUGGGCCUUGCAGAUGCUCUUGCAGUUGAAGGCAAGAAAAGCAACAGCCAUUGGCACACUGUUGCCCCUACUGCUGGAUCACGUUUGACUCCGAAUAUUUUGCCAGGAGGCGAAGUCGAUCCAGAAAUCUCUGGAGAGGAGUCUGACUGGAUUCCACAAUUCCGUAGCUGUGAAGACUUCAAAAGUAUGACACUGCAAGCCCAAAAGUUUGCCGCCAGCAAGUACCGCAGACGUGACCUCUCCCCCGCCCGCACAGAUCAUAGGGACAGCCACGAACCCCUCCGAUCGGCCCCCAAGGCUGCACUCCUGCUGUGCCGCUAUUGCAGCCCCUACCCCGCCAGCACAGACCCAUAG